AUGGACGUCAUCACCUUUCAUUCUUUCUCCUCUUCCUCCCCCGCAGACAGCAACUUCAUCCUGGCCAACGCUCAGGUGUUGAAGGGCUUUCCCAUCGUCUACUGCUCCGAUGGCUUCUGCGAGCUCACAGGUUUCUCUCGGGCGGAGGUCAUGCAGAAGAGCUGCGCCUGCAAGUUCCUGUACGGGCCCGAGACCAGCGAGAGCAUCAUCCUCAGCAUCGACGACGCCUUGGAGGAGCGCAAGGAGUUUAAAGAUGAGAUCAUGUUCUACAAAAAGACAGCGGUGCUGUUCUGGUGCCUGCUGGACAUUGUGCCAAUUAAGAAUGAGAAAGGCGACGUGGUGCUCUUUCUGGCUUCAUUUAAGGACAUCACUGACACUAAAGCCAAAGCCAUCCAAGAAGACAAAAAAGAAGAGUACAAGGUAGCAGAUGCCAAGAAGUCCAAAUUCAUCUUACUUCACUACAGCACAUUCAAAGCGGGUUGGGACUGGCUGAUUCUGCUCGCCACGUUCUACGUCGCGGUGACGGUGCCGUACAACGUGUGCUUCAUCGGCGACGACGAUGACCUGACCCGCAGCACCACUGUCAGCGACAUUGCCGUGGAGAUAUUGUUCAUAAUAGAUAUUGUUUUCAAUUUUCGCACCACUUACGUCAGCAAGUCGGGCCAGGUGAUCUUCGACGCUCGACAGAUAUGCAUCCAUUACCUGACCACGUGGUUCAUCAUCGACCUGGUGGCCGCAUUGCCCUUUGAUCUGCUCUAUGCCUUCAAAGUCAGCGUGGUGUCCGUGGUGCACCUGUUAAAAACUGUGCGUCUGCUCCGUUUGCUGCGGCUGCUGCAGAAGAUGGAUCGCUAUUCGCAGCACAGCACAGUGGUCCUGACCCUGCUGAUGUCCAUGUUUGCCCUUCUGGCCCACUGGAUGGCCUGCAUCUGGUACAUCAUCGGCAAGAUGGAGAUGGAGGCCAAUGCCUACAACUGGGAUAUCGGAUGGCUCCAUGAGUUGGGGAAGCGUCUGGAGUCGCCCUACUUUGCCAUAGGAGGAGUUAAUGGGACUGGCAAUGGUCCCUCUAUCCGGAGCGUCUACAUCGCUUCACUCUACUUCACCCUCAGCAGUCUGACCAGCGUGGGCUUCGGCAAUGUGUCGGCCAACACUGACGCUGAGAAGAUCUUCUCUGUUUGUGUCAUGCUUAUCGGAGCGCUGAUGCAUGCUUUGGUCUUUGGUAACGUGACAGCCAUUAUCCAGAGGAUGUACUCACGCUGGUCCCAGUACCACACCAGAACCAAAGACCUCAAGGACUUCAUACGCGUCCAUCAUCUGCCGCAGAGCCUCAAGCAGCGAAUGUUGGAGUACUUCCAAACGACCUGGUCGGUCAACAACGGCAUCGACUGUAACGAGCUGCUGAAGGACUUCCCGGAUGAGCUGCGAUCCGACAUCACCAUGCACCUUAACAAGGAGAUCCUGGAGCUGUCACUGUUCGCCUCUGCCAGUCGCGGCUGCCUUCGCUCCCUGUCGCUGCACAUCAAGACCUCGUUCUGCGCUCCCGGGGAGUACCUCCUCCGACAGGGCGACGCUCUCCAGGCCAUCUUCUUUGUCUGCUCGGGCUCUAUGGAGGUGCUGAAAGACGGCAUGGUGCUGGCCAUCCUGGGUAAAGGUGACCUGAUCGGAGCAAACCUGUCCUUGGAUGAUCGGGUGAUAAAAACCAACGCAGACGUGAAAGCCCUGACCUACUGUGAUCUGCAGUGUGUUAAUCUGAAAGGGCUCUACGAGGUGCUGGACCUCUACCCGGAGUACUCUCACCACUUUGUCCAGGACAUCCAGCAAGAUCUCACGUACAACCUGAGGGAGGGACAUGAGACACAUGUGAAAGCGAGACUGUCCACAACCGCCCUGGAGACUCAGAAUCGAGCGGUGAACCUCAGGGACGCAGGUGGGAAGUCUCCUCUGUGCCGGCCCCGUCAAAAGACCAUGGCACAGAUCUCCAGCAGGUCUCGGAGGAAAAUCCAGGAAAUUACCCUCACAACUUUGGAUCCUUCCAACCUCAGCCCCAGGAUAGUGGAUGGUACUGAGGACAGCGAGGGGACAGAGGGUUCCUUCUCCUUCCCCACCAGCCAAGGUUGUCCCGUCAAAGAACCAACCAGUGCCUCAGCCUCUCCAACAGGUCCUCACAUCAUCGCACACACAGCAGUGAGCACCCUCCGGAGGGAAGUGGCCGACCUCGGGCACGUCAUGAGGAGAAUGGCUCAGCUCAUGGAGACCCUCAUGCCAUCAGUGCCACAACCCGCAGUCGUCUGCCCCACGCACUGCUCCCCGGCACACCACGCCUACCUGCACCACCCUGCCUCCCCUCAGUCCUACCCGUCGCCGUCCUCCCCUCAGACUGCCUCCAUCUGGACGGACACGCCCAUGUCACUGCCCUCCUCUCCCCUCACAGCCUCCCAGCAGCACAGUGUGGCAUGUCACGUGGACUCCCUCGCACACAGACCACAGGACCUCCAGCUGGGGUUCCCGGCGGCCCCCGGCUCGGCUCCACUUCCGUCAGCCCUCCAACCGCAGCCGUCCUCCGUCACCGCAGAGCCUCACAUGCCUUCCUCGCCCCGCAGCUCACCAGAAUUUCCCCACUCCAUCAGGUCAAGGGUACACAGUCCACCUCCGCAGGACGGGGGAGAUGAGGGCCCUCUACAGAGCUCUGGGUGUUCUCCUCAAACUGAACUCGGGGGAGCGUACCACAACCCGACCACGGGUUUGUAG
Stegastes partitus (bicolor damselfish) is the source of this 2745-nucleotide messenger RNA. It is a transcript of the gene kcnh8, whose product is annotated as potassium voltage-gated channel, subfamily H (eag-related), member 8. The record is from RefSeq and is a predicted model, not a curated record. Gene Ontology annotation, molecular function: voltage-gated potassium channel activity. The transcript is spliced from 13 exons. The coding region runs from base 1 to 2745 and encodes 914 amino acids. Lineage: Eukaryota; Metazoa; Chordata; Actinopteri; Pomacentridae. Gene Ontology annotation, biological process: regulation of membrane potential; potassium ion transmembrane transport. Gene Ontology annotation, cellular component: plasma membrane.